UGAAUCAUGUCCGGACUCUCCCGAACAAAGGGCAGUGGCUCAGAUCGCCCUUUCCUCAAACUUGAGAGGCUUGUUUGGUAUGCAGAUGGCUCCCUAACGGGAAGUGUAUAAGCGUUGUCCAAAAAGUCGGUCAGGGCAGACACAGUGUUUUUUAUACAAAAUCAUGGGUUAUCAAUCCAUAUCACGCAUGAUUGUGCGGUAUCAGUUGGUUAAUUGACUUUGUUAAUUCACAUUAAGCUAAUAGCAAUGGCAGUGAAGCUGAUUUCUUUACAUUUGAUCGAUUUACUUGUGUUUUUCCUUUCAUGGGGAGCGGUGGUUAGUGAUAAACAUCAACCAAACAUUGUGCUAAUUGUGGCCGAUAACCUGGGUUGGAAUGAUGUAGGGUUUCAUGGGUCGGACCAGAUUCUGACUCCCAACAUCGACGCUUUGGCGUACAAUGGGAUAGUGCUGAAUCGAUUUUACGUCCAAUCGACGUGCACGCCGUCGCGUAGCGCCCUACUAACCGGCCAGUACCCAAUUCGCUACGGUUUUCAGGGAUUGUCACUUAGGAGCGACAGCAAUAUAUAUUUGCCGACGCACCUCAAGACGCUUCCAGGCCAUUUGAAAGGUCUCGGGUACACGACGAGCUUGGUGGGAAAAUGGCAUCUCGGAUUCUCAUAUUGGAACAGUACGCCGAUUUAUCGCGGGUUUGAUACGCAUUUCGGAUAUUGGACAAGCCACAUCGACUACUUCAGUCAUACCGCUGAAGGUGGCUUCGCAAUGCGUCGAAAUCGACACGUGGCGUGGGAGACCCAAAACGAGUAUGCCACCCGACUAUUCACCCGAGUAUCCCAAGAGACGAUCAUGAAGCACAAUUACACCAAUCCUCUCUUCCUGAUGGUGUCUCACUUGGCUAUGCAUGUGGCCAAUCGGAACCAACUGUUACAGGUGCCCGACUUGGUCGAAACCAAUCAAACGUUUGGCUACGUUAGGGACUACAGAAGGCGGUUGUUUGCUGGAAUGCUUGCGGAACUUGACAAAUCUGUCGGUGCGAUCUGCAGGACGUUGCGAGACAGGGGUGUCUUCGAAGAUACCAUCAUUCUAUUUCUGUCUGAUAACGGCGCCCAAAACACGGACAAUGGAUUUGAUAAUGCCGGAUCCAAUUGGCCUCUACGUGGUAUGAAAGCGACCCAGUACGAGGGUGGUGUGCGCUCUCCUGCAGUAUUAUACUACGGUAAACUAAAAACAAAUGCUACCAUCAACAACCAACUUAUGCACAUAACUGACUUGUUACCAACUUUGUACGCCGCCGCUGGUGGAACCAUCAGAGAUCUGGGUACCAUAGACGGCGUCAAUCAAUGGACCACAAUCAGUGAAGGUAGCAAAUCACCUCGUUCGAGUGUCCUUUUAGAUAUAAACGAAGUUGCCCUACAUUCCGCUGUGAUCUCACAUGGAGGUCGUUACAAACUGGUGAACGGUUCUGUUUUGAAUCCAACCUUCGGACGGGACGGGUACUACGGCAAUGACACAAGUUCAACCAACAACCCUCCUUACAACCCUGACCUGGUACUGGACAGCCCGACCAAUAAAGUAAUUAACAAGGGAUUGACGAAAAAGAAACUUCUUCAAACUCGGAAGAAAAUCACGGUCACGUGUGAACACGGGGACGAACAGCCGGUCUCGUGUGAGGACUUUUGCUUGUUUGAUUUGGAGAAUGACCCUUGCGAGACCAAGAAUUUAGCGGAAAAUCUUCCAAAUGCUGUCGCCGAUUUAGGCGCGCAGCUAUUGUCGUAUUGGGAGGUGCUCCAACCUCAGUAUCAUCAGGAAAUCGAUCCGAACGCGAAUCCGAUUUAUUACAACAAUACGUGGGUUCCGUGGAUGGAGCAACACUAAACUUGAUAUGUCUCAUUGUAUAUUUAAAGUAUUGCCGUGUGUUAAUGCCCACGCGAUCACUACAUCUGUCCAGCUAGCU
Messenger RNA from Photinus pyralis (common eastern firefly), 1951 nucleotides. RefSeq names its product arylsulfatase B-like. The coding region runs from base 247 to 1872 and encodes 541 amino acids. The record is from RefSeq and is a predicted model, not a curated record. The transcript is spliced from 6 exons. Lineage: Eukaryota; Metazoa; Arthropoda; Insecta; Coleoptera; Lampyridae.